Molecule: messenger RNA, 1687 nt
Organism: Mugil cephalus (flathead mullet)
Lineage: Eukaryota; Metazoa; Chordata; Actinopteri; Mugiliformes; Mugilidae
Gene: znhit6
Product: zinc finger HIT-type containing 6
Exons: 10
Coding region: 98-1252 (384 amino acids)
Biological process (GO): box C/D snoRNP assembly; maturation of LSU-rRNA from tricistronic rRNA transcript (SSU-rRNA, 5.8S rRNA, LSU-rRNA); snoRNA localization
Cellular component (GO): pre-snoRNP complex; nucleus
Source: RefSeq, a predicted model, not a curated record
CUCCACGUGCCGUCCCUGCAAGCGGAAGACGGGUUUGUUUUGGUGCCCACACCGGCCGUUUUGUCAAACGUGUAGCUGACAACUCCUCGUCUGUGUUAUGUGCUCAAUAAUUGUGCCGACGGCGCACACGAUGAUGUCUUCUGCGGAGAGCCGAGUGGACGACAGCGAACAUGACGAGAGAGGCACGAAGAGGAAGAUUUCUCUCUCCAGCUGUGGCGUUUGUGGCUCAGACGAGGCGAAGUACAGGUGUCCAGCGUGCCUCACACACUCGUGCAGCUUGUUGUGUGUGAGGAAACACAAAGAAGAUUCAGGAUGCAGUGGAGUUAGAAAUAAAACUGCGUUCGUGACCCUGUCACACUUUGAUGAAAUGAAUCUUCUCAGUGAUUACAGGUUUCUGGAAGACACCGGACGAUUUGCGGACAGCGCCACCAGAGACAACCUCAUCCAAGUUCCUCGUAUCACUUUAAAAGCGAAGAAGUUGGCAGCCAGCGCCAGGAAGAUGAACAUCACGCUGAGGUUCCUCCCCGUCUCGUUCACCAAGAGCAGAGAGAACUCCACCUUCUUCCUCACAAAGGAAAAACUCUUCCUGUGGCAUCUGAAGCUCAUAUUUCCUCAGAGCAGCUCAGAGUUCAGUCAAAGGAGGGUGUCUGACAAACAAACUUUGGAGCAGAUCUUGACAGGUUACAUUCACCCAACAGAGUCGGACCCUGUGAAGCGUCAGAAGUUGAAGAUGUAUGUGCAGGCUCCGUUGGAUCACGUGAAAGUCUUCAUGAAAGCAGAGGGGAGAAAGGCAAACUCAGUGCGGUACCAUGAGUUGGAUAUUCAGAAGAGCCUAAGGGAUAACCUGAGCUACAAAACACUGAUUGAAUAUCCUGUGCUGCAUGUUGUGCUCAAAGAUCAUUGGAGGGAGUAUCCACUGAAAGGUCCAGCUCAGCCAGUAUCAGCCUGCACUAGUUGUGCAACCAAAACUGAUGGGGUGGACCCUGGGGAGGAGGAUGUUGGGACCCAGGUUUCAUCAUCGCUACUAGGAUCUUGCUCCACAGGAGGAACCAACAUCUGGACAAUAACCCAAGAGGCCACUGCUGAAACUGAACCUCCGCAGCAGAAAAAGGCAAAGAGGGGAGCAGGGGAGGAAGAGCAAGAGGAGGGAGAGAUUGCGGACAGUAGUGAUGAAGAGAUGGAGGACGACGAAAUUAGCCAAUCUGAUAAGAACCGCGGUGCUGCCAAAAGCCUUGGUAGCAACACAGAUUAAAGAUGGACUAGUAGCUAGCUGUGCCCGUGUGGAUGAUGCAGUGAUGGAAGCAGGGAUCAGUGUAGAAGUGAAGAUAUUGUUGGUUCCACUGAUGACAAUUCAGCUGCCAGAGAAAGUGCUGAGUUCAGCGUGACUUGGGAGGAUGCUGUUUAAGAGCCAGGGCCUGUUCUUACCCGUCACUGGUGAGAUGAAAAUGAGUCAGCUGACGAUGCUGACAGCUGCAGAGUGGAAUGAUAAUAGCCAGAUGUUGAGGAUGAAGUGAGUGACAGGAAGUCGUCAAUCAUGUGUCACAAUGCACCAACACUUGUUUUUUUGUUUUUUUUUUAAACAGCAUUUACAUGGAGAUUUCUUUAAGAUCGUUUACCAAAUGUAUUAUUUUAUACAAAAUUAUUUCAUUGUUGUUUGUGAUUUUCUAAUAAAACUACUUUUUGGACA